AUGGCUGCAGCGGACGAUAAUAUCGUGACCCUCAUACAGGAGGUCGCCUCGCAGUUCCAGAGAUCCGGCGCCGACCUCCAAAACAUCCAAAAGACAACCCACGAUAUGCGCGAAGCAGAAAACAACCGCAACGAGAUGAUGCAUGACGCCCGCACACUGCUUCAGAAGAUGUCGAGGAAUCUUCAACUUUCAAGGUCCAAGGGAUCGAGGCAGCAUGUGGACCCUGACAGUUUACGACACGACGACCGGAUGAUGGAGAUGGAUCAGCAAAAGUUUUCGAUCGCCAAGGCAAUCCAGGACAUAGACCAGGAUAUCACGUCACUCGAAGCCGAGAUUCAUCAGCUGAGGAUGCAGAGCCUGGAACUUGACUCUUCUUACACAAGCUCUUCUGGUGGUGCCUCUAGUGGUUCUUCAGCAGCAACAGCGGGGGCGUCCAAGAGCAGUGGGUCAUCAGGAGGAGAAGGCGAUGGGGAUAUGGGAGACGGUGACGCUGGAACGAAUGGCGCUUCUGUACGAGGACGUGGAGGGCGGAAUGGGGGAAUAGACAAGGAUGAAGUCAUGCUGAACGACGAAGAAGAUAUCCUAGACGAUACCGCCCAUGCCAUGGCUGUGCUGCGGCUUCAGUUGUACAGAGGAAUUGGUAUCGAGAUGCUGGAGAAUGAGCUGGGGGUCUACUCAAAAGCGCGCAUCCGAUCUAGCUCAAAGAACGAUGUUCAUCUUGUCAAGUUUGACGAUCAGCUCUCGCCUUACUUCCAGACGAACCUCAUCUGGGAGUUUGCCUCAUAA
This is a messenger RNA of Linnemannia hyalina, 786 nucleotides long. The record is from the annotation of a GenBank genome assembly. NCBI's taxonomy places the organism in Eukaryota, Fungi, Mortierellomycota, Mortierellomycetes, Mortierellales, Mortierellaceae.